ACGACAGCAAAAUGAUGAAAGAAUCGUCUCUCUUCAAAGCAAAGUCAAUGCUGUGGACAUCUCGCUACAUGUCUUGUUGUUUUUCUCAUGGGGCCAAGUCUCAAGCAGAAGAAGAUACUUGGACAAAGAAACUCAGAAUUUUGAGCUACCUUCAUUCCAUCUUUAAACAAGACAGGAAGUUGGACAUGGCAUUACUUGUCAGCAUUUGGGAAGUCGUUACGGCAGAACGCUACGGAGACAUUAUGCACGACUUGAUCCCCGCUUAUUGCAACAUGAUGGCAACUCAUACGGCAAUGUCAAAUCAUCCUGAUGCUAAACAGUAUGAAAAGUUGAGUCUGGAUAUCAUUCGAGAAGAAUUCGCUACCAGCAAUGAGCAGCUGGACCCCGCAGGACUGUUGACCACUGCGGGACUUUUUCAUGCAAUUGCCUACAGUCGCCUUUGUCGAGGAGAGAUUUUCCAAGCCUCAGAAGCCGCGUAUCUUGGGUUGAGAAUUGCUCAAACGAUUCAUGACAACAGUUUAAUGGUUCGCCUACUUCCUUCCUUGUCCAUGACAUUGCUCAUGGGGCUUCGAAUUCCAGAGCUAGUUGAAGCUCUUCAGAAACUUUGGUACAUUGCGGAAGAGGAGGAUGACUGGACAGCUAUGGCCGUAUACUAUGCACUUUGUUUGGACCUUCUCCUCCAAACCGCUUAUCCUUUGGAAUCAUUUUCCGCUUGCGAAAAUUUUGUGCUCAGCAACGACUGGUCGGCAGAAGGAAAUCUUUAUCGAGACUUUGAAGUGUUGUUUACAAUGGAGGCGUCCUUGGCAGUAUGGUAUGCUCGUUACUCGAGGUGGGAGCAGGCAACAAAAUGGCUGGCGGCUGCAGAGUCCCAUCGUCCAAAACUGUCAACUUUCCUUAGUGCAUCGGCCGAAUUGAAAAUGCUAGAGUGUCAACUAAUUUUUGUUAAUCAUUACUUGGAUUGCAAGCGUUACCAGCAUUUUGCUAAGGCAAGAAAUGCUGCAAAGGAAUUGAUGCGAACUGUAACAAAGUCGACCAAAGUGGCACCCGUGAUGAAAGCUAGGCAUCUGCAUUUGAUGGCAUUUUACUACAAAAUCAGGUCCAGAAACGUUGAAGCCGACAAGCACCUGAAACAAGCGGAAAAAAUUGCUACGUCCAUGAACAAUGAGUUGGAACUGCAAUGGAUCCUGCACAAUCGAGCCGUUUGGAGUGACAUGGCCAUCCCAACAAUCAAGUUCUUUUGGCUGGAACACACCGAGAAUCGCGUCUUGGAUUGGCACACUUCCGGAAAAAUUCCAUGGGCUAACAUCAUGUAUUCUCUUCCACUUCCGGCAUGGAAAUAAACCUCGCAAAAGGGAAUGUGCUGAAAUUAUUAAAAUAUUUAAAAUCUCUAAAUGUUGAACGAUGCAUGUAAUGUGGUAUUGUCAAAUUAUGAUCAUGAUCACCAACCAAAUUUAUUAAACAAUU
Folsomia candida is the source of this 1464-nucleotide messenger RNA. Its product is annotated as adenylate cyclase type 10-like. Gene Ontology annotation, cellular component: cytoplasm. Bases 12 to 1340 code for a protein of 442 amino acids. Gene Ontology annotation, molecular function: adenylate cyclase activity. The record is from RefSeq and is a predicted model, not a curated record. The transcript has 8 exons. Lineage: Eukaryota; Metazoa; Arthropoda; Collembola; Entomobryomorpha; Isotomidae.